Aspergillus pseudoviridinutans is the source of this 4371-nucleotide messenger RNA. RefSeq lists its product as uncharacterized. NCBI's taxonomy places the organism in Eukaryota, Fungi, Ascomycota, Eurotiomycetes, Eurotiales, Aspergillaceae. The record is from RefSeq and is a predicted model, not a curated record. Gene Ontology annotation, biological process: transmembrane transport. The coding region runs from base 1 to 4371 and encodes 1456 amino acids. Gene Ontology annotation, cellular component: membrane. The transcript has 6 exons. Gene Ontology annotation, molecular function: ABC-type transporter activity; ATP hydrolysis activity; ATP binding.
AUGACAACAAGUGACAAGCUUCCCUGCAGGGAGAACGCCUGCGUUUCGAGUACACAAUCUUCAACAUCUAUUGUGACAACCGAAUCUUCUCGCCCGAAGCAAUCAAACAUUACUGACGAUGAGAAUGGGCAAUGUGAACUCCUCGAUCUUGCACGCAUUUUGUCGCAAAGGUCCAACACAGCGCGCCAAGCUCUCCCAUCGACAACCGUCAAGCUCACCUACCUUGAUGACCCCCUAGACCCGAACAGUCCGAACUUCAGUCUGCAGGAAUGGCUGAAAUCAAUUGUGUCGAAAAAAAGUCAACAAGGGAUACCAUCGCCCGCCACAAGCGUGAUGUUUCGUGAUCUAGACGUCUUUGGAUCUGGAUCGUGGGUGAAAUUACAGGAGACUGUAAUAACCUCUAUCAUAGCAUCACUCCGUCUACGUGAGAUCUUUAAUCCGGAACGAAAUGAGAAAAAGAAGAUUUUGAGCGGCUUCAAUGGAAUUCUGAAAGGGGGUGAACUGCUCAUGGUUCUUGGCCGCCCCAGUAGCGGCUGCUCGACCCUUUUGAAAACUAUUUGCGGCGAACAUCAAGGGCUUACUGUGGGCAAAGACUCAAAGAUAUCCUAUUGUGGCGUGCCUUUGGAUCAAAUUACGAAGGAAUUCAAAGGUGAGGUUCUUUAUAACCAAGAGCUCGACCAACAUUUUCCUCACUUGACCGUGGGUCAGACAUUGGAGCUAGCUGCCAGUUAUCGAGCCCCCAAAGUCCCGCCUAAUGGCAUGACUACUACCGAAUGGGUGAAGUUCUUUCCCAGGGUGGUGAUGGCUAUUUUUGGCCUCUCACAUACCUACCAUACGAAAGUUGGUAACGAUUUUAUUCGCGGUGUAUCAGGAGGGGAACGCAAGAGAGUUAGCAUUGCAGAGAUGACUCUCGCUGAUGCCAGGGUGGCGGCAUGGGACAACAGCACCCGUGGGUUGGACUCUGCUACAGCUUUGUCAUUUGUCAAGGCUCUUCACUCUUCUGCUACAAUUACUGGUGCGGCCCAUGCAGUUGCAAUCUACCAAGCUAGCCAGGCAAUUUACGAAGUUUUCGACAAAGUUACCCUCUUAUACGACGGCAGGCAGAUAUUCUUCGGCCCCGUGGGCUGCGCAAAGGGUUACUUUGAAGAAAUGGGCUGGGUUUGCCCUCCUCGUCAAACAACGGCAGAUUUUCUCACCGCUGUUACUAACGCGAGUGAGCGAAAGCCGCGAGAAGGAAUGGAACUGAAGGUUCCACGUACUGCGGACGAAUUCGAGCGCUAUUGGCAUGAGUCCAGUCUUUUCGCCGCUUUGCGGCAAGAGAUGGAUGAGUACGAUCGCCAGGUUCUGAACAACGGCUCCGCCAUAUCCGAAUUGAGAGCGAUAAAGCACCAUCGACAGGGGAGAUUAACGCGGCAGCGUUCUCCCUACACCAUUUCGGUCCUCCAGCAGGUAAAAAUAAACAUGUGGAGGGCAUAUCUUCGGAUCGCCAUGGAUCCUAGCUCCACAGUUAUUGUCAUUCUAUCUCGGAUUAUCCAAGCCGUCAUUUUCGGCUCGAUUUUCUACGGGACUAUGGAUGCAACUCAAGGUUUUUACGCCAAGGCUUCUGUGCUGCUGUUUUCGGUCCUCUUGAAUGCGCUAGUUGCGAUGGCUGAAGUCCAAACGUUGUUUCCCCAGCGCCCAAUCGUGGAGAAGCAUAAAUCAUAUGCCUUUUAUCACCCAUUCACGGAAGCGUUGGCGACAUCUGUGCUCGAUAUUCCUGUGAAGUUCAUAGUUGCCGUCGUCUUCAACAUCAUCAUCUAUUUUCUCGGUGGCCUGAGACGCGAAGCCGGGCCAUUUUUCCUGUUCUUCCUUGUUUCUUAUUUGCUGACAUUGACCAUGAGUGCAUUCUUUCGGGCCGUCGCAGCAGCAACUCGGAGCGUUGCUCAGGCAAUGGCCAUAGGUGGGGUGAUGUUCAUCAUCAUGCUUCUUUAUUCUGGUUUUAUGAUACCAUUAUCAUACAUGAAACCCUGGUUCAAAUGGCUUCAUUGGCUGAAUCCAGCAUACUACGCCUUCGAAAUGGUUAUGUCCAACGAGUUCCAUGGACGAGUCUUUGUCUGUUCGGGAUUUGUGCCAGCAUACAAUCGCCUAUCUGGUCGACAAUUCGUUUGUGCUGUUCCAGGUGCCAAGGCAGGCAGCCGUUCGGUUUCAGGGGAUGAGUAUAUCCAAGCGCAGUAUGGAUUCUCAUUUGACCACUUCUGGCGCAAUUUUGGAAUCUUGGUCGGCUUUCUCGUUGUGUCUACGUUUGCCUACCUCGUUGUUGCAGAGGUAAAUUCAUUGUCAGGCUCGAGUGCAAAGAGUCUGGUAUUUCUUCCUGGACGGUUGUGGCAGGCCAAGGCUCACAGUGCGGACGAAGAAGCAACGACUGCGAGGGCUUCAUCGCAAGCCGGUGGCCAGGAUAAUGUCAACUUUAUCUCACCUCAAAAAGGCUUUGUCACUUGGAAAGAUGUGUGCUAUGAUAUUCAAAUCGAGGGAGAAACCCGCCGGCUUCUGGACAAUGUCUGCGGGUGGGUCAAGCCUGGCAGCUUGACGGCUCUCAUGGGUGCAUCAGGGGCUGGAAAGACGACCCUACUUGAUGUUAUUGCUCAAAGAGUAUCAACGGGAGUAGUGUCAGGUGAGUUCAUGGCUAAUGGGCGAUCGCUUGGUAAAAACUUUGCAAGACAAGUUGGAUACGUCCAGCAACAAGAUCUUCACCUUGAUACUGCUACUGUGCGUGAAAGUAUUUAUUUCAGUGCAAUUCUUCGGCAGCCAGCAUCAAUCUCACGGGCCGAGAAAUGCGCAUAUGCAGAGAGUGUUAUCAAGACCCUUGAGAUGGACACUUACGCCGAUGCCGUUGUUGGUCGACUGGGAGAAGGUCUGAACCUGGAGCAACGUAAACGCCUCACUAUCGCCAUAGAGCUAGCAGCAAAGCCGGACUUGCUACUAUUCCUCGAUGAGCCUACUAGUGGGCUCGACUCACAGAGUUCCUGGGAGAUCUGCUCGCUUCUCCGGAAGUUGGCCGAUAGAGGCCAGGCAAUAUUAUGCACUAUUCACCAGCCUAGUGCUGCUCUUUUCGAGCAAUUUCACCGAUUGCUUCUUCUCGGACCUGGUGGACGAACGCUAUACUUUGGCGACAUUGGCGAACAUUCAAGGUCACUCGUGAAAUAUUUUGAGAAGAAUGGAGCAAGGGAGUGUGGCCCUCAUGAGAACCCGGCUGAAUAUAUUCUUGAGGUGACCGACGUGGCAAGAUCUGGCACAAGUGAUGAAGACUGGCACCGGACCUGGCUCCAAAGUACGGAGAACACAACCGUCCUUGCGGAACUAGACGAUAUGUCUCAUCCUAUCCGAGAAACACCCCUGGACCAAGGAAGUGACGCCGAAUAUGCAACACCAUUGUCAGCACAGAUCUAUCUUGUCAGCCGUCGAGUUUUUCAGCAGUACUGGCGGUCUCCAUCCUACAUCUGGUCGAAGAUCUUCCUAGGCGCCGGUUCCGGUCUUUUUAUCGGAUUCUCAUUUUUCCAGUCAGAUAACACCCUGCAAGGAUCUCAAAAUGUGAUAUUCGCCGUCUUUGGCGUCUGCGCGAUCUUGUCUUCUCUGUCCGAGCAGAUACUCCCAUUUUUUGUCUUUCAGCGAGCCCUCUACGAAGUGCGCGAACGCCCAUCUAAGACAUAUUCCUGGAAAGCCUUCCUGAUUGCAAAUAUUCUUGUCGAGAUUCCCUACCAGGUUUUGACUGGAAUCGUAAUCUAUGCCUCUUUUUACUAUUCACUUGCUGGAAUACAAUCGUCUGAACGACAAGGGCUUGUACUCUUGUUCUGCAUUCAGUUCUUCAUAUACGCCUCUUCAUUUGCUCAUCUUGUCGUUGCUGCCAUGCCUGAUACACAGUCUGCCGGAGCGAUCAUCGUACUGCUGUUCUCGAUGAUGCUUUCAUUUAACGGUGUUUUGCUCUCUCCCACCGCACUUCCCGGGUUUUGGAUAUUUAUGUAUCGCAUCUCACCUUUGACUUACUGGGUUGGUGGUAUUGUCGCAACGAUACUUCACGACCGUCCUAUCCAAUGCUCGAAGGUUGAGCUGUCGGUCUUUGAUCCACCAGCAGGCCAGACUUGCGGCGAGUACUUAGCGCCAUACCUUGUCCGAAGUCCCGGUACCCUACUCAACCCAGAAUCGACGAAGGACUGCCAAUUUUGCGCAUUGUCUACUGCCGACCAAUACGUAUCUCAAAAUGAAAUUGUUUGGGCAGAGAGAUGGCGCAAUUGGGGUAUUGUCUGGAUCUACGUUGUGUUCAACAUAGUCGUGGCAACGGCUCUUUAUUUCGUUUUCAGAGUCCGGGUUUCAAGUGCCAAAAGAAAAAUCGCUUGA